AUGGCCGCCUCCCCGAAGGUACAACUCCUCACAGCACUGAUCUCCCUCUUCGUCCCCUUCCUCCUCUCCUGCUCAGCCACUGACAUACACGAUCUCCUCCCGAGGUACAACCUCCUGGAGGGCCUACUCUUGAGGGAGGUCGAAUCUUACACCCUCUCCGACACCGACGAUUCCUUCACGGUGGAGCUCAGUUCGAGCCCCUGCUACGUUAGAUUCGGCGAUCAACUUAUCUAUUACGAUAACAUCAUUAGGGGAAAAUUGGCGCGUGGGAAAGUGAGCGACGUAUCGGGGAUUCAGGCUAAGAAAUUUUUCCUUUGGGUACCCGUGACCGGAAUCGAAGUUGACGAGGAGAAUCAGAUGAUCGAUUUUCACGUCGGCGCUCUAUCUCAAAAGCUCCCGGCUAAGGAUUUUGUACAACUCCUCACAGCACUGAUCUCUCUCUUCGUCCCCUUCCUCCUCUCAUGCUCAGCCACCGACAUACACGAUCUCCUCCCGAGGUACAACCUCCUGGAGGGCCUACUCUUGAGGGAGGUCGAAUCUUACACCCUCUCCGACACCGACGAUUCCUUCACGGUGGAGCUCAGUUCGAGCCCCUGCUAUGUUAGAUUCGGCGAUCAACUUGUCUAUUACGAUAACAUCAUUAGGUGA
This is a messenger RNA of Striga asiatica, 648 nucleotides long. NCBI's taxonomy places the organism in Eukaryota, Viridiplantae, Streptophyta, Magnoliopsida, Lamiales, Orobanchaceae. The record is from the annotation of a GenBank genome assembly.